UUGCUCACUGGCCACGACACUCGUUUCCACGACCCGGUCACGAUCGCACUUGUCGGAAAGUACGUGGAGCUCCAGGACUCAUACCUGUCAGUCAUCAAAUCGUUGGAACACGCUACGAUGCGGUGCAAGAGGAAGCUGGACAUUCGCUGGGUCGACUCGGACCAUCUGGAGCCCAAGUGUCAGAAGACAGACCCUGCAAAGUACCACAACGCUUGGCACGAGGUCGUCAAGGCAUCAGGUAUCCUGGUACCGGGUGGCUUCGGUCAACGUGCCACAGAAGGUAUGAUUUCAGCGGCCACCUGGGCGCGUGAGCAUAAGAAGCCAUAUCUUGGUAUCUGCCUCGGCAUGCAGAUUGCCGUUAUUGAGUACGCUCGUAACGUUUGCGGCAUCAAGGACGCAACCUCCGAGGAAUUCAACGGCGAGGCGCAGAACAAGCUCAUCAUGUUCAUGCCAGAGGUAGAUAAGAGCACCAUGGGCGCAUCCAUGCGUCUCGGUCUCCGUCCCACACUCUUCCAACCAGGCAGCGAGUGGUCUCGUCUCCGCGCUUUGUACGCCGGCAAGGAGGAAAUUCUAGAGCGCCACCGUCACCGAUAUGAGGUCAACCCUGACUACAUUGAGACGCUUGAGAAGGGCGGUCUGAGCUUUGUCGGCAAAGAUGAAGCUGGUGUACGUAUGGAGGUUAUCGAAAUCAAGGACCAUCCCUGGUUCGUUGGUGUCCAGUUCCACCCGGAAUAUCUGUCCCGCGUCCUGGACCCGAGCAGACCCUACUUGGGUUUCGUCGCUGCUAGCGCUGGUAUGCUCGACGAGAUCACUCGCGACUACCAAAGUGGCGUGACGAAUGGACUUGAUGCGGAAGGCAUUGCCAACGGUGUGAGCGGCCUUAAGAUCAACGGCAACCCAAGCUUCUGA
Messenger RNA from Alternaria incomplexa, 909 nucleotides. RefSeq names its product CTP synthase (gene PYR7). Gene Ontology annotation, biological process: pyrimidine nucleobase biosynthetic process; CTP biosynthetic process. The record is from RefSeq and is a predicted model, not a curated record. Gene Ontology annotation, cellular component: cytoplasm; cytoophidium. Gene Ontology annotation, molecular function: CTP synthase activity; identical protein binding. The transcript has a single exon. NCBI's taxonomy places the organism in Eukaryota, Fungi, Ascomycota, Dothideomycetes, Pleosporales, Pleosporaceae. The annotation marks the transcript as partial.